Messenger RNA from Aphanomyces invadans, 1893 nucleotides. RefSeq lists its product as hypothetical. Bases 246 to 818 code for a protein of 190 amino acids. Lineage: Eukaryota; Oomycota; Saprolegniomycetes; Saprolegniales; Verrucalvaceae. The transcript has a single exon. The record is from RefSeq and is a predicted model, not a curated record.
GUCGAGACGAGUGGCAUGUCGGGGUGUUGGAUGCAAUGCGAUGAUCCUGCGUGUGCCAUCGGUGGUGGCAACGUGGCGGUGCCAAACGGUGGAGGAACGGGCAGAGGGGACGGUUGGCACAGGGGGUCGAGGCACUGGAACACGUCAACCGUUUUUUCGUUGGUCGUGGUGUACACUUGGCCGGGAAAGUUGGGCUGGUGCGACUGCAUCGUGAUCGAUUGGGUCUGGGAGAAUUGCACAUAUUGAUGAGGAUGCGACGCGGCACCUGGCGUCGUCCCCGCGACUUGCUGGCCGAACGAAAACGUGGCUUCAGUUGGAAACAAGUGCGUCGGAGCAUGGUGAUCAUGCUUGCUGUUCCAAGCACCUCCGUGCAUGUUGUUUGCGGCAACGAACAAAGGCCGCCCAUGGUCAUUGACGUGCGGCGGAAGGCUCGGGUUGAAGACGGUCGUUUGGGUGAAGCCAUUUCCAAUCGUCGAGCUGAUCGACACGUGGUUCGUCUUCGAAUCUUUGAUGGAAAAGCUGUUCAUGAGGUGCAGCGCUUGGGAAAUCAUCAUAUCUUCGAGCUCUUCCGAGCCCGACGAGACAAGUCGAAGCGCCGGGACUUCAGGGGGGCUGUCGUCUUGGGAGCUGUCGCUUGCAGAAUUUGUGUCAGGGGUCCCGUGCUUGAAAACAUUCACUUGAUUUGCCGAGAUUCGAAUGGUUGCAUUAGCAGCGGUCGGUUCCGACGAGACCACACAAGAGGUUUGCCCUCGAGGAGAGUCACAUGCCCCCGGUACCUCGGGCGACGAGCCUUCCGAUAUCGAUGGCCCUUGCGGUGAAAUAUGGAUUUCUUUGUGGAAAUGGGCAAUGCGGGGGCUUCUAUUUGAAUCACUAAAUCCUGAAUGUUUGGGGGAGUGGACGGCCGGGGUUUGCAUGUCCAUGGACAGCUUCUUCCGAUCGACACUUGACACGUCCCUUCUUUCAACUUCGCAUUCAACUUGGUUGAGAUCCGUGGCGUCCGUAGCGUUGCGAGCACCGGUAGGUACAUGGGACAAUUCUUUGGGUCGAGAAUUGCGAAUGUUUUCAAAUUCUCGGAGGAUCGAGUCGUUCUGCAGCACCAUGUCUUCUAGAAGUCUUUGGUUCUCUGACGCUUGGUGCAUCAGCUGGUCCAACAACCCUCCAGAAACCGUGAUGUCCUUGGUCGCAACUUCGCAUGGACUACGCUGUUUCAAUCCGUCCCCAUUGGCAACGGGCGUGGGUUCCACUGGAGGGAAAUGAGCAUAUCGAGAAGGAAACUGAGCCACAGGCGACGCAUCGACGGGAUUGAGCCAUUUGUCAUGGGCGCCACCAACCGCACUAGGACGAGUAACUGGAUGACCCAUCAGUCGGUUGUCCUCCAUCGCGAGAGUGUGUUGGGGCGAAUACUGCACAGAAAAGUCGCAACUGACUGUGACACUCUCUGUAGAGAUCUUAGCUUGUCGUCUUGUGUUGGGCAAUAUCGUAGCGCUGUCAAAUACGGGCAGUUUGUCCGUUCUUCCAGACAGCGCGUAGUUGAUGUGGGCUUGGGCAUUAUCGAACUGCUCCGUCCUCGGUGACGAAGGUAGCAAGUCAAUGAUUGUGAAUCUGCCUUUUUGUUCCAUCUUUCCCUGGCGGAUUCGAACAUGUUGUGGUCCAUUCUGGCUCACCGACUGCAAGGGCUGCCCCGGGACCCCUACCAGCGCUUGCAUCCCAUGGGGUUCCACGUUUCUCGGGCUAAACAAUGCUUCUGGCUCGUCAGGAGCGUCCGUCACGAUGAAUCGCGUUGGCUUCUUCUUCUCCACGGUGGUAUUGCAUAAGGGGUCACCGGUCGUCGAAGAUGGCGCCAAGGGCACCACGUCAUCCGACUCCUGUCGUCGCAUGUCAACAGCCACUCCG